Molecule: messenger RNA, 3562 nt
Organism: Austrofundulus limnaeus
Lineage: Eukaryota; Metazoa; Chordata; Actinopteri; Cyprinodontiformes; Rivulidae
Product: helicase for meiosis 1
Molecular function (GO): ATP binding; nucleic acid binding
Source: RefSeq, a predicted model, not a curated record
UGGCCCCCAUCAAAGCUCUCUGCAGUCAGUGCUUCGAGAGCUGGAGGAAGAAGUUUGGACCUCUGGGACUGAACUGCAAGGAGCUGACCGGUGACACAGAAAUUGACGACUUCUUUGAGAUUCACGACUCCCACAUCAUCCUGACCACACCUGAAAAGUGGGACAGCAUGACAAGAAAAUGGAAGGAUAAUUGUUUGUUGCAGCUUGUCAGACUCUUCCUUAUUGAUGAGGUGCAUGUGGUGAAAGAUGCAACCCGUGGUGCCACCUUGGAAGUGGUGGUGAGCAGGAUGAAGGCAGUUCAAACAUUCAGAACCUCCCAGAAUCCAAAGGCGGGGCUCUCCAUGAGAUUUGUGGCUGCUUCAGCUACUGUGCCCAACGUAUCAGAUAUAGCAGAUUGGCUUUCAAAUGAAAGUGGGCCGGCCACAUACCUGAGUAUGGAUGAGAGCCACCGUCCAGUAAAGCUUCGGAAGGUGGUGCUGGGAUUCCCCUGCAGCCAGAACCAAACUGAGUUUAAGUUUGACUUGACGCUUAACUACAAGAUGGCAAACAUCAUCCAGACGUACUCAGAUCAGAAGCCUUCACUGGUGAGCUGGUGAUGUUUGGGAUUGGCUUCCACCACGCAGGAGUUGAUUUGUCUGACAGGAAGCUGGUAGAAGAAGCCUUUACUCUGGGACACCUGCCUGUUCUUUUUACCACCAGGACUCUGGCCAUGGGCGUAAACCUUCCUGCUCACCUGGUGGUGAUCAAGUCCACAGUGCAGUAUGUGGCAGGCUCCUGUGAGGAGUACAGUGAGGCUGACAUCCUGCAGAUGAUCGGCCGGGCCGGACGUCCUCAGUUUGAUUCAUCAGCGACUGCAGUGAUUAUGACCAAGGUUCAAACCAGAGACAAGUACAUGAAAKUUAUGAAUGGAAUAGAAAUCAUUGAGAGCAGCUUACACAGUCACCUGGUGGAGCACCUGAACGCUGAGAUUGUUCUCCAAACCAUCAGUGAUGUCAACAUGGCUUUAGACUGGAUACGCUCCACAUUUCUCUACAUCAGAGCCCUGAAGAACCCUACACACUACGGUUUCUCUGCUGACUUGGACAGAUUCGGUAUUGAAGCUAAGUUGCAAGAACUGUGUCUGAAGAARCUCAACGCUCUGUCAUCCAUUGAUUUAAUCAGCAUGGAUGAGGAUAUUAACAUCAAACCAACAGAGGCUGGCAGGCUGAUGGCGAGGUUUUGUGUUGCUUUUGGCACAAUGAAACUGAUCAGCAACGUGGUCGGCAACGAAAGUUUAUCUGACCUGAUUGAGUUGGUGUCAAAGAGCAGAGAGUUCAGUGACAUUCAGCUGAGAGUGAACGAGAAAAGAGCCCUGAACACACUGAACCGGGACAAAAACAGAACCACCAUCAGAUUUCCUCUUGAGGGAAAGAUCAAAACCAGUGAGAUGAAAGUAAACUGCUUAAUUCAAGCUCAUCUGGGUUCCAUCUCGAUUCAAGACUUUGGACUUACUCAAGACACAGCAAAGAUCUUCAGAAUUGGGAUGCGCAUUAGUAAAUGCUUGUCGGAGUUCRUGAGUCAUCAGUCCAAGAGUAACUUCACUGCUGUUCUCAACUCCCUGAUCCUGGCUAAGUGCUUCAGAGCCAAACUUUGGGAAAACUCACCCUACGUCUCUAAACAGCUGGAGAAGAUAGGUCAGAGUCUGUCCACUGCAAUGGUCAAUGCUGGACUCACCACGUUCACCAAAAUAGAAGAAACCAACCCCAGAGAGCUGGAGCUGCGAUUUGUUGCUGCUGAAGUGUGGCAGCUGGUCGAAGAAGAUAGAUGUGGCGAAGCCUUCCAACGGAGAUGAAAUCAGUGUCAGUCUCAUCAGCUCAGAUUAUGUGGGGCUGGACGUCCAUCAGCAGAUCAGCGUGUUCUACCCAGGUGCCCGGAGGUUUGGAAGUGAAACUCRGUGCAGUCUGACAGGUCCUGAAGAGAGACCGCCACACUCUGCUGGGAAACCUCUGUCCACAACUCAGAGAGAAAGCCUCUCAUCUGCAACUCAACAAGAUUCAGGCAGUAAAAGACAAUGCAACCAUUUCUGCAAGAAUAAGAGUUGUUGCGCUCAUGAGUGUUGUAAAGUAGGUGUAGCAGUGGGCUGGAAGAGAUCAGCCAAUCAGGAAACCAGUUUCUCUUCCUACCUGAAAGACCUGAAGAACAGAAAUGAUGCUUUUGAACAGACACCUGUCAAACGACUCAAGAUGAAAAUGAGAGAGGACAUGCAGACGUUUGCUUACAAACCUAAAGAAAAUCGUCUUCCUGGUUCCUGGUGUGGAAGGAAGGAGUAUAAAACUGCAGACGUAGACCUGACAAAUGAAGGUUCUGCUCUUGUAGCUGGACUGGAUGACCUGGAGCCAGUCUUCUGUGCAGACCCCUCAGCAGCGUGGAGAAUCACUGAAACAAACAGUGGAGGUCUGAGGUCUAACUCAACCAGCUCAUCUCACUCCGACUGGGCUGCAGCCUCCUCUGAACAAGAAGCUUUUGGCCAACAUGUCUCAUCUGCCCAAACACCAGCUGUUACCUUUGAUCUUGGAAGUGAAUGGGAUGACUGGGGGGACUUUGAUGACCAGAACUUGGUUCAGGCCAGUGAAACAUKUGGACUUCUGUGUGAAACAGACCAUCAGUGUGAGAAGUACAAGUCAGCAGGGUACGGCACCCCCUCUGCAGUCAGCUGUCCACAGGUCAAACCCUUGAGGACUGCAGCACCAACACCUCUGAGCAGCCCAACAUGUUUAGUGAUGGGAUCAGGCUGAAAACACCUGACAGGGCUCUGAAACAMCCAGAGGGAGGACCAGUGAACAGAAGGUUGGAUUUCUUCCUCACACCGUCCAGCACCAACUCCUCUCUCAACACAAGCAACGAGGAGGAAGCCUUGUUUGGCAUAUUUGAUGGCAUCUUUUAGAAACAUGUCUGUUUUAAGUCUGACGUUCUUCCUGUUARAAUCCUCAGAGUUGUAGAUUGUUUUGAACUCAUGUUACUCUUUGUUCAUAUUGUAAACUAAACAGACAUGUUGGUCAAACUGUUACUGAUGUGAGUUCAUGCUUGUUUAUUAAAGGUUUUCAUGGAGUUGAUUCGUUACAUUCAUGAGAAGUUGUGUUAGUUAUUUCUAAUGUCCACAGUAGCAGUCAAAGGUGGAUCUAAUGUGAGUCAUUACUGUUAUGUUCACUGGUCACUCUAAACUUGUUCUGGUUGUGAGUGAGACAGGGUUUGGUUGUUUGUGUGUCCCUGUGAUGGACAGGACCAGCUGUCCACAACCUGAAAACAAAAGCAGGUAAAGAAGAUAAAUGGAUUUAAGUUAGUCAGUGUUGAAGAACAAAACCAACAAGCAUGAAGUUCUACAUGAAGAAACUCUGUCAGUGAGAUCUGUCAGCAAUGAUAAUAAACAUUAAUUAUUUAUUAAUAAAAUAAAAUGAAAGAUUGUGUAUCUUGCAUGUCAUUAAUGUUUUCAAUAAAGCUUUUUUUGCCUUUUCUAUUGUAGAAAGGUAAACAAAAUACUUCUAGUGUUUGAUCUCCAUAAUAAAAAUGGUUAUAAUUUCCUGUA